Messenger RNA from Carya illinoinensis, 1163 nucleotides. RefSeq names its product THO complex subunit 4A-like. The record is from RefSeq and is a predicted model, not a curated record. The transcript has 5 exons. Gene Ontology annotation, cellular component: nucleus. Lineage: Eukaryota; Viridiplantae; Streptophyta; Magnoliopsida; Fagales; Juglandaceae. Gene Ontology annotation, biological process: mRNA export from nucleus. Gene Ontology annotation, molecular function: mRNA binding. Bases 127 to 906 code for a protein of 259 amino acids.
ACUGCGACGACCUAGUACUAGAUAUUUACCUAAAACAACUAGAUCUUUUUCUUCUGAUUUUUGAGUCUUCAUCCUCUCUUCCUCCAUUCUUUCCACUUCUUCGUUACCUCUCUCUCUCGUGGAAAAAUGUCGUCGACAGGUUUAGACAUGGCCCUAGAAGACAUCAUCAAGACUAGCAAAAAGUCCGGCGGCGGCAGAGGCCGUAACCGAGCCUCCGGUCCUGGUCCUGGACCCGCCCGCCACUUCCCUAACCGCGUUGCCAACCGUACGGCUCCUUAUGCCGCCGUUAAGGUGACUUGGGGUUCCGAUCUGUUUCCUUUGUUUCUCUCUUCUCAUGCUUCGAUUCCUCUGCAUGCACCGGAGACGACGUGGCAGCACGAUUUGUAUGGGGAAGAGAAUUUGGGUCGAUCUUCUGCCAUAGAGACUGGGACCAAGCUCUUUUUAUCCAAUCUUGAUUACGGUGUUUCGAACGAGGACCUUAAGGAACUGUUUGCUGAAGUUGGUGACCUUAAACGGUAUUCAAUUCAUUAUGAUAGAAGCGGGAGGUCGAAGGGAACUGCUGAAGUAGUAUUCUCGAGACGAGGAGAUGCUGAGGCUGCUGUCAAGAGAUACAACAAUGUACAGCUUGAUGGGAAACUGAUGAAGAUAGAGAUCAUGGGAAGAAACAUUGCAACACCUGCUGCACCUCCAGCAACUAAUGGGACUUUCGGAAAUUCAAAUGCAAUCCCUAGAGGUGGACAAGGUCGAGCUGGUGCACUAGGACGGCCACGUGGCAGCAGAGGUGGCCGUGGUUUUGGAAGGGAUCGUGGACACGGUCAGGGAAGAGGCCGUGGUGAAAAGUUAUCUCAAGAAGAUCUUGAUGCUGAUUUGGAGAAGUAUCAUGAGGAAGCAAAGCAGAAUAAUUGAAGCCAUUUAUCAUGUUUUAUUGUUUGGACUAUACAAUCUCCUGUGACAAUUUCGUGUUUGGUUAUGCAGCAACCUCAUCUAUGUUCUGUAUCUCUAAAAAAAUCAUGCUUAGAGAAAAGAUGCCAACUACCCGUAGAGAGCUGUUGGAAUCUAAAGGUUGUGGGUGUUUAUUGUUAGUUUUUCCUUUGACUUGGUAUAACUAUACGUGGAUUGAUGGAUAGCUGUCAGUAUGUAUUCAGGAACCAAUACUUUAUUCA